AUGAGCGCGUGGUGGAAUUUCCUCAGGCACCCGCUUUGGGCCGCGUGCACUCUAGUGCUCGCGCUCGUGGUGCGCGUGCAGAGGACUAGGCGAUGGGACCCGCGCACGUGCCCCGUGAACCUGCGCGGGAAGACGGCCAUCGUGACGGGUGCAAACACAGGUAUCGGGUUCCAAAUCGCUCUGGACCUGGCUCGCCGGGGGGCUCGGGUCAUCCUGGCAUGCCGGUCUCUGGAGAGAGGGCGUGCUGCUCGAGACCAGAUCCAAGUCCAGACCGGGAACCACCAGGUCCUGCUCCGGAUCCUGGACCUCGCAUCCUUGCACUCGAUCAGGGAAUUUGCCCAAAAGAUACACGAGGAGGAGCCAGAGCUGCACCUGCUUGUCAACAACGCCGGAGUGUCAGGUAUGCCUAAAAAUAUGUCAGAAGAUGGUUUUGACUUGACGUUUGCCAUCAACCACCUGGGCCCCUUCUACCUGACAAACCUCCUGCUGGACCUGUUGAAGUGCGGUGCCCCGUCUCGCAUCGUCAUCUUGUCAUCAUCCAGUCACAGCAGGGGACAGGUGGACUUCAGACACUUCAGGGGAGAGCAUCUGGUUCACAAAUCUGACAGCGUCUACUGCCACACCAAGCUCCACAACAUCCUCUGGAGCAACGAGCUAGCACGAAGACUACAGGGCACAGGUGUGUCAGUGAACAGUGUGCACCCCGGGGUGGUGAUGACAGAGGUGAUGAGAUAUCACUCGUUCAGACUGCAGCUGAUCUUCAAAACCCUGGGAUUUUUCUUCUUCAAGACACCAGAGGAGGGCGCUGUGGCUCCCUUGUUCUGUGCCGUAUCAGAGGAAAUGGAAGGUGUCAGUGGGAAGUACAUCGACAGUGAUCUCAACAUGACCCUCCCCUCAACCAUCGCCAGAGACUCCGCCCUCGGACAAGACGGAUACGAGUACUGCCUGAAACUCACCUCCAACCUCUGAAAACCUGGACUGAAACUUGAGUGAACCAGGACUG
This is a messenger RNA of Periophthalmus magnuspinnatus, 1003 nucleotides long. RefSeq lists its product as uncharacterized. The record is from RefSeq and is a predicted model, not a curated record. The coding region runs from base 1 to 969 and encodes 322 amino acids. NCBI's taxonomy places the organism in Eukaryota, Metazoa, Chordata, Actinopteri, Gobiiformes, Gobiidae. The transcript is spliced from 6 exons.